This is a messenger RNA of Helobdella robusta, 1455 nucleotides long. RefSeq lists its product as hypothetical. The record is from RefSeq and is a predicted model, not a curated record. Gene Ontology annotation, cellular component: npBAF complex. The annotation marks the transcript as partial. The transcript is spliced from 11 exons. NCBI's taxonomy places the organism in Eukaryota, Metazoa, Annelida, Clitellata, Rhynchobdellida, Glossiphoniidae.
AACAUAGUUGAAUAUCAGUGGCCUCAGGCUAGGAAUGCCCCAUGGUACAUACUGCAAGAACACAUCAGCGAAUAUCUAGGUGUUCUCUCAUUCAAGAGGAAAUAUCCAAAUAUAAGUCGUCGACCAGUUGAGUAUCAGGAGAGGCAGUACUUGAUUGACCAGGGUUGUGUUACAGAAGUUCAAUGUGAUCUAGGUCUGACGGUGCUGAAUGCAGAGGAGGUUUUGAAACUCAUGUCAAAAGAUUACCCUGAAAAAUACCAGGCAGCCAUUUUUGUAAGCAAAUUAAUUAAUAAAAUGAUAACUAUUUGGAAACAACACUAUGCAGGAAUAUACAAGAUUCAGCAGGAAAAGAUUGAAGUAACAAAAUUGGAGAACCUCAUGAAGAAGGCCAUCAAAUCAGCUGCUGAAUUCAAUGCAUCACUGUGCAAGGAUAGGAGACAGGCAAGGAGCAUGUACAUUGAUCUUCAGACCAUGGAGUUACACAAGCCACAAAGUCGGAAGGCAGUUGUUAAUUAUUCAUCUGUUAAUUUAUGCGACAGUUACCCCGUGGCCCUCGUGCCUGGACAGUACCAACAUUAUUACAAGAGGUACACUCCUACAGAACUCAACUACUUUCCACUUAACACCGCCUUAUAUGCUCCUCCCAAGAUGAUGCAGAGCAUCUAUGUCGAUCCAAAUCAGCCGGAAAAGGAAGCAUCAGAUGAAGAUGUGGAGCAGGAGGAGGCUGUCGAUGAUCUCACAUCUAGCAACAACAGACCGACUCGAACGAGAACAACAUUGAGCAACAACAAAAAGUUUCAGCCAUUCAGCACAUCAUCCAUCACCAAUGAAGACUCUAAUACCAGCUUUGGUUCGGAGAAGAAAAUUCGGAAAGGUGGUCCUGGAAGAGGCAAAAAGGUGAAUUCUGUGAGAUGUGGCAUGUGCAGUCAGACAACGAAGAACAAGUACAACGAGCCAGAUGAUUUGAUAAAGUGCAACACUUGUAAUGUUUCAAAUCACCCAGGCUGUUUAGGACUAUCAGCUGAGAUGGUGCCGAUGAUUAAGACAUACGACUGGCAGUGUAUGGAGUGCAAGGUCUGCUACCAGUGCACACAACCACAUGACGAGGACAAGAUGAUGUUCUGUGACAACUGUGACCGUGGCUACCACACGUACUGCGUGGGACUGAUCAGCAUACCAGAAGGUAGAUGGGAUUGCGUCAUGUGCACCACCAACAACAACAUCAAUGAAAGUAUCAUCAACAACAACACUAACGACAGCAGCAGCAAUAUUAACUUCACAGAGAAUAGCAACAGUGUGGCCAGCAAUGAUAACAGUAACAUCGGUUUCUCUUUUUUCCAAAAUAACUCCUUCAAAUUUCCCUCGUCAUUUUCACCGACAGCGCAAACUGGUGUUGGGGCAUUGUCCAACAUUUCUCGCCCGUCAUCGCUCAAAUCAAGGUUUCAGUUUUUGUGA